UUGGUUCCGGAAAGCGCAAGAUGGCUUGUGACUAAAGAGCGUUACGAAGAAGCUGACGUCAUUUUGCACAAGGCCGCACGUAUUAACGGAUCAUAUGUUCCAGAAAAAUGGUGGGAACAAUUAGAAAUCAGUCAAAACGGCAAAUACACCUCAUUUGGCACGAUUGACCUCAUUCGCACCCCAAAAAUGAGAAUCAGAACGCUUAUCUGCUUCUUCCUCUGGCCUGUCAAUACCAUGAUGUACUACGGUCUCACUAUGAAAAGUGAUCUUGGCGGUGGUAACUUGUAUGUGAAUUUUGCCAUAAGCGCCGCUAUGGAAAUCCCAGCUCUUCUUCUCGUAUAUUUCCUGAUUGACCGUAUAGGACGUCGACAAAUGGUCUCAGGAAGUUUGAUGAUAGCAGGAAUUUGCCUUGUCUUGAACUGGAUUGUAGGCGAUGAUGUCUCAUUCUACUGGGGAAUGCUGCAAAUGAUGAUCACGAAGGGAGCUGUGACCGUUUCGUACACAGCGAUGUACACAUAUACCUCGGAACUGUUCCCAACGGUGAUUCGUAACACAGCUGUGGGUUGCUGUUCGACGAUUGCACGCGUUGGAGCCAUCAUGUCAUCAUAUAUGGCACUAUGGCUGGUUGAAGCUUACGGAAAACUAGCAAUGGUAAUCCCGUUCUCCCUGCUUUCUCUAAUAGCAGCUAUUCUGACGGCGGUAUUCUUACCCGAAACUAUGAACAAGCCAAUGCCUGAAUCCAUAUCUGAAGUGGAAGGCACGAGGAUUUAAAC
Messenger RNA from Strongylus vulgaris, 773 nucleotides. The record is from the annotation of a GenBank genome assembly. Lineage: Eukaryota; Metazoa; Nematoda; Chromadorea; Rhabditida; Strongylidae.